AUGGCAAUUCCUACAGAUGUGGUAUCUGGUCCUUUGGGAAAUUCUGGGGGAGAUUUUUGGAGUUUCCGACCAACUAACAAGAUCAAUAAAAUUGUUAUUCUUUUUGGCGGGUCUGGAAAUAACAACCCUAUUGGUAUAACUUUUUCUUGCAUUAAAAAUGACGGUUCAAAGGAAACAAUCACAGUAGGUGGAGGUGGAACAGAUACCAUUGUCACUCGUACUGACACGGUGGUUAUUGACGGCACGGAUGAAUACUUGACUGAGGUAAGCGGAACGUUUGGACCUUUCAUAGAUAGUUCGUACAGUGUCUUACGAUCGAUAAAGUUUACUACCAAUGUAAGAGUGUUUGGACCGUAUGGCCCCGAUGUUGGAACACCAUUCAGCUUUCAGCCCCCGGAUGGCACCAAGAUUUCUGGAUUCAUUGGUCGAGCUGGAAUCUAUGUUGAUGCUAUUGGUAUUUAUAGUGCACCUUAUUGAUUAUAUUGUCACUCUCAA
Ipomoea nil (Japanese morning glory) is the source of this 495-nucleotide messenger RNA. RefSeq names its product mannose/glucose-specific lectin-like. NCBI's taxonomy places the organism in Eukaryota, Viridiplantae, Streptophyta, Magnoliopsida, Solanales, Convolvulaceae. The transcript has 2 exons. The coding region runs from base 1 to 477 and encodes 158 amino acids. The record is from RefSeq and is a predicted model, not a curated record. Gene Ontology annotation, molecular function: carbohydrate binding.